UGUAGUGCUUAAAACAAGGUUCAGAAUGCCAGAAACAUCAUUGACAAAUGGAUAUGUAAACGGUCAUAUGCCGUUUGACAUGGAGCACGGAAGCAACUUCCUCUUCACAUCGGAGAGCGUCGGAGAGGGACAUCCAGAUAAAAUGUGCGAUCAGAUCAGUGACGCCAUCCUGGAUGCUCAUCUCCGCCAAGAUCCGAAUGCGAAAGUCGCAUGUGAAACUGUAACCAAAACUGGAAUGAUUUUACUUUGCGGUGAGAUUACGUCCAAGGCUGUCGUUGAUUAUCAGAAAGUUGUGAGGGAAACUGUUGAACACAUUGGCUACGAUGACUCCUCCAAAGGAUUCGACUGGAGAACACUCAAUCUGCUGGUGGCUUUAGAACAACAAUCUCCAAAUAUUGCAAAUGGUGUUCAUGAAAACAGAGAAGAGCCAGAUAUAGGGGCGGGUGAUCAGGGUUUGAUGUUUGGCUACGCCACAGACGAAACGGAAGAAUGCAUGCCCCUUACAGUAGUUUUAGCACACAGACUCAACUACAGAAUUGCCGAAUUGAGAAGGUCCGGUGAAUUCUGGUGGGCCAGACCCGAUUCCAAAACACAGGUCACUGCCGAAUACACAUUCAACCGCGGCGCCUGCAUUCCACAACGAGUACACACUGUUGUUGUAUCCCUGCAACACAGCGAGAAAAUCAGUCUGGACGAGCUGAGAAAAGAAAUCAGAGAGAAAGUCAUUAAACAAGUUAUUCCACCACAGUAUCUUGAUGAACAAACAGUCAUCCACAUCAACCCAUGCGGGCUCUUCAUUAUCGGUGGACCACAGAGUGAUGCCGGUUUGACCGGUAGAAAGAUCAUCGUCGACACAUACGGUGGUUGGGGUGCGCACGGUGGAGGCGCCUUCUCAGGCAAAGACUUCACCAAGGUGGACAGAUCGGCGGCGUACGCUGCUCGUUGGGUUGCCAAAUCUCUUGUCAAAGCCGGUCUUUGCCGAAGAUGCCUCGUGCAAGUUGCCUACGCCAUCGGUGUCGCCGAACCUCUUUCCAUCACCGUAUUCGACUACGGCACGUCCAAACUGUCGCAGAAAGAACUGUUGGCGGUAGUCAAAAACAAUUUCGACUUGAGACCUGGCAAAAUUGUGAAAGACUUGGAUCUGAGAAAACCGAUUUACCAAAAAACCAGUACGUACGGCCACUUCGGAAGAGAUGGUUUCUCAUGGGAAAAACCAAAGGUCCUUACCCUACCCAAUCAUCUAAACUGACAGCCACAACAACCUCCACCUACAUCCUAAGUUAAUCCUUCUCUUCUCUGUUGUAGCUCUCCUUGUUUCUGUAGAUAACCUGAUGGCACUCUGAACCUUGCGCCUAAUGCCAACAAAAUUAUAUGGCACACACAAAUACUGUGGACGUGGUGUCGGCCAGCCAGUGCAGACCACAGUAGCUUCUAGUAUGUCUAAGCCCACUAAUUGAAUUUGACUGGAGGCUGCUGCAAAUAGUGUAGAGUGAAAGGUUCCGUUCCCGCUAGACUUGUUUUCACUCCACACCUUGUGUUGUGUUUACGAAAAAGAAUCUAUUUGGAAAAGAGCAUUUACGAAAACACUCCGGUCUGUACCAGCUGCGCCAUGGAAGAGUAGAUGGGCGCAUCUCCAAUUUUUUUUUUCGUACAUGACUGGGCAUUUACUUAUGCUGCCAUGGAAAUAAGUUUUAUAGUGUAAUUUUUACAGUCUAAUUAAUUGGAAUUUUGAUCGAUUAGAUUAGCCAUGUAGAUUAUAGGAAAUUGUAUAGAUUUUAAAGUAACUAAUUUAUUAUAAAUGAAGUAAUGUUGUAUGCAAUUUGAAAAACGUCGUUGUAUAGGUGUAAUCCUUGAGAGAACAUUUUUGUAAAAUUUUUUCUUAAUUCCAAUCAUGUACGCAUUUUUUCAACAGCUUAUUUGUCAUUAUUUUCGAAAAUAAAAAGUAGCUGUUAAGAAA
Aethina tumida (small hive beetle) is the source of this 1957-nucleotide messenger RNA. RefSeq names its product S-adenosylmethionine synthase. The record is from RefSeq and is a predicted model, not a curated record. The transcript has 8 exons. Gene Ontology annotation, molecular function: ATP binding; methionine adenosyltransferase activity. Gene Ontology annotation, cellular component: cytosol. NCBI's taxonomy places the organism in Eukaryota, Metazoa, Arthropoda, Insecta, Coleoptera, Nitidulidae. Bases 26 to 1249 code for a protein of 407 amino acids. Gene Ontology annotation, biological process: S-adenosylmethionine biosynthetic process.